AUGGUCAAUGAGUGUCCUGAUGAGAAUGACUGGAUAGGCCCCCCCAGCCAUAGUAAUGGAUCUACAAAGUCUGUUCCCAUCAACCCAGACCAGACUUGUGGAGACGGCUGGGUGUGUGAGCACAGAUGGCGUCAGAUCAAGAACAUGGUUAUUUUCCGUAACGUAGUCAACGGACAGCCUCACUCCAACUGGUGGGACAAUGAAAGCAACCAGGUCGCCUUUGGACGUGGCAAUCGUGGUUUCAUCAUCUUUAACAAUGAUGACUGGGAUCUGAAUGUGACCCUGAACACUGGCAUGCCUGGCGGAAUCUACUGUGAUGUAAUUUCUGGCCAGAAGGAAGGAAACAGGUGCACUGGAAAGCAGAUCAAUGUUGGUGGUGAUGGCCGCGCCCAUUUCAACAUCAGCAACAGAGAUGAGGACCCCUUCAUUGCUAUUCAUGCUGAUUCCAAGCUGUAAACGCAUCCUGUGCAUCUUAAAAUAAAGCGUAUUGUUCAGCAGAA
Micropterus dolomieu (smallmouth bass) is the source of this 500-nucleotide messenger RNA. RefSeq names its product alpha-amylase-like. Gene Ontology annotation, molecular function: cation binding; catalytic activity. Gene Ontology annotation, biological process: carbohydrate metabolic process. The transcript has 4 exons. NCBI's taxonomy places the organism in Eukaryota, Metazoa, Chordata, Actinopteri, Centrarchiformes, Centrarchidae. Bases 1 to 456 code for a protein of 151 amino acids. The record is from RefSeq and is a predicted model, not a curated record.